CGAAGCUUUCGGACUUGGCACUUCCUGUGUCAGUGCAUGUUGCAUAUAGACGUGGCUACUAUCCGGUGAAACAGACGUGUCAAGAUGUCACGGCAGCAGGAGGAACUCAUGAGCAAAGCAGAGGAUGUUGCAGAUCAGGUAUUACGUCAUGGGAAACAUGUCCUACCACAUGUUGCAAGAUUGUGCCUGAUAAGCACUUUCCUUGAGGAUGGCAUCAGAAUGUGGUGUCAAUGGAACGAGCAGCGGGACUACAUCAGUGCGACCUGGGGAUGUGGCUGGUUCAUAGGGACAUUAUUUGUCGUUAUUAAUCUGGUUGGACAGCUUGGGGGUUGUAUCAUGGUGCUCAGCAGGCAACAGGUGCCCAUAGCCUGUGGAUUGUUAUGGGGAAUUAUUGCACUGCAGACCAUAGCAUAUAGCAUUUUGUGGGAUGUGAGAUUUCUUAUGAGAAACCUGGCUUUGGCAGGAGGCGUGAUACUACUGUUAGCUGAGAGCAAGGCAGAGGGUAAAAGCCUGUUUGCUGGUCUUCCAUCCAUGGGGGAAAAUACUUCUAAGACAUACAUGCAGUUUAGUGGUCGCAUUCUCCUUGUGCUCAUGUUCCUGACACUUCUACGCUUUGAGUUCUCAUUUCUCCACAUAGUUCAGAAUUUGAUUGGAUUGCUCUUGAUAGGAUUAAUUGCUGUAGGUUACAAGACAAAGUUGGCUGCCCUGGUCCUAGUUGUAUGGCUCACUUCUAUGAAUCUUUAUUUCAAUGCUUGGUGGACUAUCCCAGACUAUAAGCCAAUGAGAGAUUUCCUGAAGUAUGAUUUUUUCCAGACCAUGUCUGUAGUUGGAGGAUUGUUACUUGUAGUUGCUCUAGGUCCUGGAGGAGUCAGCAUGGAUGAGCAUAAGAAGAAAUGGUAAAAGCUCAUUGUGACAUUUUAAAGAGUCAAAGACUCAAAUAAAAGAUAAGUAGAUGUGACUCAGCAUGCUUACACUGCCCUCUAUUAGCACUGAGCUUAUCAUGGCUUUUGUGCUGUCUGAUGUUUCAUCACCUGAGCUGGGCUCACAUUAGCCGGCGAAAUUGAAGUUGAUAACCAUUUUGGCAGAGGAAAAUGUUAAAUUUUCAAUUCUUAUGUUCAACUGUUAAUCAUUUGGCAAAUUAUUGGUGUGGCUGAAACUGUACAUUUAAUUGUUUAAAAUAUGCUAGAGUGAGUCCAACAAAGGGCAGUGUGGAAGCACACUAGAGAUAGAUUUAUGCUAGUGAUGAGAUGGCUUGAAGUCUGAUAUCGGGGCCCAGUGAACCAUUGGGUGUUUGGAAUUGGAUGAAUUUUAAGGUGAUACAUAAUUAAGAAGACGUCAAGUUAUCAAUACCCAGAGUAAACUGAAACCAAAUCCACACUUUGUUUGAAACUUGAUGAUUUAGCACAUAAAACUGAAUAAAGAAUUACUUGUAUUCCGCGCGUAAGGUAGAAUUAAUCAAUAAUCACAGUUAUAGCCAUACUUUACCCACCUUAGAUAUAUUACUCAUAUGUUGUUUGUGUGUCUCUAUGUUAAGUGUAAAAUUAUGUAGAAAUAUUGUUUACCUGACCAAUGAAUUGUAAACUUUUUCCACAAAAUAUACAUGUUGGUAUUAAAGAGCAAGGAAUUUGUAGCUUAGACAUGACAUUUGCUUAGGUCAGUAAAAAGUUAAAAUUAUCUGUUAACACAUAGCCUCCUUACUGUCAAAAUUGUAGACCAUUCCUUUUGGAAAUGUAUUUGAAAUCUGUGAUGUAUAUAGUUCAGUAGAUAUAUAUUAAGAUAUUUUGCUGGUAAUGUGGUAGAGUUCACACUUGGCCAAUAUUGUCAGGAUUUUCAAAUUGUUAGCUAUAUAGGUAAGCAUAGAAAGAAGUAAGAGAGGAGGCAAUGUAUUUCUGGCGCCAUUUGUACUCUACACUUUUUGUAUUGUAUGUUGUGCCAUAGAGUGCAAAUAACAUCUUGGUGCUAGAAUUUCACAAGUUUGUAAUUUUUCCAAAAUACAUUUACAUUUAGAAUACUGUAGAGUAAAGAAAUAAAAGAAAUGCCCUUAACUGCAUUAUAUUUUUUAAGGAAAGCCCCUACUACACCCUGUUCAUGGUAGUGAUAAAUUGGUUUAUUUAUUGAUACUUGAUAUGUAUAGCUACUUAAAAUAGCAUUGCUCUAAGGAGCAAAUUUAUAUGCCAACUUCCAUCUCCUUUCUAUAAUAAGUUUUCAAACGGGGUCUCAUGAUAUAGAGGUCACUAUUGGCACAUUCAAGCUAACUUUGUAGUAGCUGGGUUGGUCCAACUCAUACCAAUUGCUAUCUCGCCUCAAAAUAGAAAGGUUAAAUUGACGAUUAUAGCUUCGAGAUCCCUAUGCUUAAACAUUGCAUUGAAAAAAUAUAAACGCUAAGAUUUUAUAUUUUUGAGGACUUUUUCAUUGUUUAAAAUCGGCACAAAGAAAGAUGUAUUAUUAAAUACAGGAAAAAAAAAAUCAUUUUUGUUAUUUGGUUUAUAACAAAGGGUUACAAUACCCUUAAGUGAGAAUCCACAGAAUUGGGCUGACCCAGCCAGUACUAUGUGUGAAUUUGAAUGCAGUUUUCUGAUUAAGAAAUGCCAAAAUUACUGACCUGAAGUAGAAAGCAACUUCACUCGAUAUCUCUGGCCCUGGUAUUACAGAUACUUGUAUAUCAAAUUAUUUACAUCUUCUAGUCUUAUGUGGAAAAUGAACAGCAGGGUGAAAUAAAAUGUAUGUUCACAGUA
Molecule: messenger RNA, 2735 nt
Organism: Lingula anatina
Lineage: Eukaryota; Metazoa; Brachiopoda; Lingulata; Lingulida; Lingulidae
Product: surfeit locus protein 4-like
Biological process (GO): Golgi organization
Cellular component (GO): endoplasmic reticulum; membrane; endoplasmic reticulum-Golgi intermediate compartment
Source: RefSeq, a predicted model, not a curated record